Liolophura sinensis is the source of this 1830-nucleotide messenger RNA. Its product is annotated as F-box only protein 7-like. Lineage: Eukaryota; Metazoa; Mollusca; Polyplacophora; Chitonida; Chitonidae. Gene Ontology annotation, molecular function: protein kinase binding. Bases 65 to 1648 code for a protein of 527 amino acids. The transcript is spliced from 10 exons. The record is from RefSeq and is a predicted model, not a curated record. Gene Ontology annotation, biological process: positive regulation of autophagy of mitochondrion.
CACAGGCGAAUUUCAUCAAACGGCGCAAAAGAGCAUUUGUACUUUUUUCGUAAUACUUUAAGAAAUGAAGAUCAGAGUACGACAUAACAGAGCAACCAAGGCUUUGGAGGUUGAAAGUGGGAGUCUGAAACUUUGUCAACUGAAAGACAUCGUUUUCACUAUUAUCCCCGGCUUGGGAACGGACUUUCAGUUCAGUUUGAAUGGAAAAGACUGUUUACAAGGUGAUGAUGUAGAACUGGAAAAAUUUGGCAUUGUAUCUGGUGACCUUGUUCAUAUUCUCUCUGAAAAUGGUGAUAAUAAUGGUAAAACUCUGAGAAAUGGAGCCUUGGCGUCACAAGAACUUGAGGUGUCUCAGUCGUCAUUUUCAGGUGGUGACCAGACAGUCAAGUGUGCACAAAAGCCAGACAAAGAGGAACACUUUGUUUCCCAGGAAGAUUCAUCCAACAUGGAUGUUCUUUGUGCAAAGGAUGAUAGAGAACCAAAAGUUACCCAGUCAGACAGUGAAGUGCUACAAACGUCCAUGAAGUUGGAGGAGCCGCGAUCCAUAGAAGAACUGACUGAAAUCAAAGGUUAUUUAAAUGAGCCCAUGCUGUGUCGGGAAGCUACAGAUACUUCUGUGCCCAACAGACUUGUUGAAAUCUUCAAGAAUGAAUGCUCCUCCUCACAGCCUGAAGCCCUUUGUGCUGUUUUACAUGUGCUAAUGUUGGAGACAGGAUUUUCACCAAAUCGUAGUUCCAAAUGUCAUUCUGGCUACUGUAUGCCAGAUAGUUGGCGGUGUCCAGGCUCCUACAAGCUGACCUACUCCUAUCCGGCCAGUGAGGCCUCCUCCUGUAAUCUCCUCUUAGUGCCCCUCGGUUCACAAAUGAUGGUUCAUGGAAAUAUCACAGGUGGGGAGCCACAGCCACCAUGUAAGAUUCAACUCAAGGUGCAGGACUACAUAGGGUCCUUAGAUCAAGAUGUUCCUAAAGUAUACAGUAAUCUGGCGAAGCUAUCAAGGGUGUUUAAGGAUACUAUUUCUCUGCCUCUCUUACACAAGAUCCAUUCUGCUGGGGGAAGUUCUGUCCAUCAAGGUUUCAUGAGCCUCCCAAAUGAACUGAAGCUUGUAAUUUUGAAACAUUUGGAUGUUGGAAGCCUGUUGAAGGUUGCUGCGGUAUCAAAGUCCUUAAAUAAACUGGCCAAAGAUCCUUGGCUGUGGAGAAGACAUUACCUUCUGUAUUGGCCCAAGAGAAGUGAUAACAGCCUAAAUCAGGACUGGUAUGAGGUCUACAGAGUAGAAUAUAAACAGAGAAAGGAUCUGAGGGAGAGAUUAAAAAGGAUGACCCCAGUUUUGCAUCACCAUCCCUUCUUCCCUAGAAUCCAUCCUAUGUCAGACUUCAUACCACCUCCUCCCACUUUUGUCGGUAUUAUUGGAGGAGAGUAUGAUCUCAAUCCUAACUUUGGUUUUCCUGAUCCCGUAUUUCCUGGAACAGGGCGACUUAUUACACCAGAGCGUCACCCUCAACUUCUUCAGCCUCGCUUUGACCCCAUGGGAUCUGACCCCGAUAUGAACAUGUGCAUUCCCACAAAUCGGCCACGAUCUCCCCAGCAUGGUGGGAGGUAUGGGGGCGGACGACCCUUCUUUGGAGGGAUGAACCCACGCUUUCUGUAGUGUUUCAUUUUUUGAUCCAACAAUUUGUCAUUCUGCUGUGAUAUAUAUGACGCAAAUAUCAACCAAGGGAAGCUCCGAAAAGUAGCUUUUUGCUGCAUUGUUACCAGAAAGUUUUGUUGCAUGUUACAUCAAAGUGUUGAUCAUUUGUAUUUCUGAAGAAUAAAACGUGUUAUAUAAUGUUA